Vicia villosa (hairy vetch) is the source of this 1239-nucleotide messenger RNA. RefSeq lists its product as uncharacterized. The record is from RefSeq and is a predicted model, not a curated record. Lineage: Eukaryota; Viridiplantae; Streptophyta; Magnoliopsida; Fabales; Fabaceae. The transcript has a single exon. The coding region runs from base 1 to 1239 and encodes 412 amino acids.
AUGGCUUCCCUUUUCCUUUCAUCCUUAGUCAUUCUUCUGUUUGCUGUUUCAGCCACAGAAUCAAUUGUUGCACAUGUUGUUCCAGUUCAUGCUUUUCAGAAAACUUCAAACCAUGUUAAUGUUUAUCCCUUAAACAUGCCUACUAUUCCAGAAGAAAGUGAUAUGCUAGAAGGUGUUGCACCACCUUCUGGAAAAAAUGAUAUUUCAGUCCAAGAUAAUGUUUAUCCCUUAAACAUGCCUACUAUUCCAGAAGAAAGUGAUAUGCUAGAAAAUGUUGCACCACCUUCUGGAAAAAAUGAUAUUUCAGUCCAAGAUAAUGUUUAUCCCUUAAACAUGCCUACUAUUCCAGAAGAAAGUGAUAUGCUAGAAAGUGUUGCACCACCUUCUGGAAAAAAUGAUAUUUCAGCCCAAGAUAAUGUUUAUCCCUUAAACAUGCCUACUAUUCCAGAAGAAAGUGUUGCACCGCCUUCUGGAAAAAAUGAUAUUUCAGCCCAAGAUAAUGUUUAUCCCUUAAACAUGCCUACUAUUCCAGAAGAAAGUGAUAUGCUAGAAAGUGUUGCACCACUUUCUGGAAAAAAUGAUAUUUCAGUCCAAGAUAAGGUUUAUCCCUUAAACAUGCCUACUAUUCCAGAAGAAAGUGCUAUGCCAGAAAGUGUUGCACCACCUUCUGGAAAAAAUGAUAUUUCAGCCCAAGAUAAUGUUUAUCCCUUAAACAUGCCUACUAUUCCAGAAGAAAGUGCUAUGCUAAAAAGUGUUGCACCACCUUCUGAAGAAAAAGAUAUUUCAGCUCAAGAUAAUGUUUAUCCCUUAAACAUGCCUACUAUUCCAGAAGAAAGUGCUAUAUCAGAAAUUAAAGUGCCAGAUUCAGCUCAAGGUAAUGUUUAUCCCUUAAACACGCCUACUAUUCCAGAAGAAAGUGCUAUAUCAGAAAUUAGAGUGCCAGAUUCAGCUCAAGGUAAUGUUUAUCCCUUAAACACGCCUACUAUUCCAGAAGAAAGUGCUAUAUCAGAAAUUAGAGUGCCAGAUUCAGCUCAAGGUAAUGUUUAUCCCUUAAACAUGCCUACUAUUCCAGAAGAAAGUGCUAUAUCAGAAAUUAGAGUGCCAAAUUCAGCUCAAGGUAAUGUUUAUCCCUUAAACAUGCCUUCUAUUCCAGAAGAAAGUGCUAAGCUGGAAAGUAAAGUGCCCCCUUCUCCACGCCAUGCUAUUAAAGGUUCAAGGAAGAUCAAAAUUUUAGGUUAA